AUGCACGCGGCCACUGUUGAUGCCAGCGCCGACGCGGCGCUGGCCAGGAUGGGCUAUAAGAGCGAAUUACCUCGUAAUCUGAGCAUGUUGAGUAUUCUCGGACUUUCCUUUGCCAUCAUGGCCGCGCCCUUCGGUCUCAGCACCACCAUGUACAUCACCCUGACCGACGGUCAAUCCGUCACCAUAAUCUGGGGCUGGGUCCUCGUCACCUUGAUCUCGAUCGCGAUCGCCGCCUCGCUGGCCGAAAUCUGCGCCGUCUACCCGACCGCCGGCGGCGUGUACUACUGGAGCGCCAUGCUGUCGACCAAGGAAUGGGCCCCGAUGAUGUCCUUCAUUGACGGAUGGUUGACACUCGUCGGAAACUGGACCGUCACGCUCAGUAUCACCUUCUCGACCGGCCAGCUGAUCCUGAGUGCGAUCUCGCUGUGGAACGAGGACUUUGUCGCCAAUGCGUGGCAGACCAUCCUGAUGUUCUGGGCGGUGGUGCUCGUCUGUGCAAUGGUCAACAUCUUCUUCUCCAAGUACUUGGAUUUGAUCAACAAAGUGUGUAUCUUUUGGACCGCGGCUAGUGUGAUCAUCAUCUUGAUCGUUCUUUUAUCGAUGGCGGAUAAUCGGCGGGAUGCGGCGUUUGUUUUUGGGCAUUACGAUGCGUCGGAUAGUGGGUGGCCUUCUGGAUGGGCUUUCUUCGUCGGUUUGCUGCAGGCAGCUUACACCUUGACGGGGUACGGCAUGGUCGCAGCCAUGUGUGAAGAAGUGCAGAAUCCUCAUCGGGAGGUCCCCAAGGCAAUUGUCCUUUCGGUCGUCGCCGCUGGUAUCACCGGUCUCAUCUACCUGAUCCCCAUUCUCUUCGUUCUGCCGACCGUGAAGGACCUCCUCAGUGUGGCCAGUGGCCAACCCAUCGGCCUCAUCUUCAAGACAGCGACUGGCUCGGCCGGUGGUGGGUUCGGCUUGCUGUUCCUCAUCCUCGGUAUUGCCAUGUUCGCCGGCAUUGGCUCCCUGACGGCGGCCAGCCGGUGCACCUACGCAUUUGCCCGUGACGGGGCCAUCCCCGGAUUCCGCAUCUGGCGCAAAGUCAACAAGCGCCUCGAUGUGCCCGUCUAUGCCGUCUUGCUCUCCGCCGCGGUCGACUGCCUCCUGGGCUUGAUCUACUUCGGCUCGACCGCGGCCUUCAACUCGUUCACCGGUGUCGCCACGAUCUGCCUGUCGACUUCGUACGGUCUUCCAAUCCUCAUUUCCAUGGUCCGUGGGCGCCGGGACCUCAAGGAAUCUACCUUCUCUCUCGGAGCAUUCGGGUAUGCGAUCAACGCUGUUACAGUGUGCUGGAUCGUCCUGGCGGUAGUCCUCUUCUGCAUGCCUGUCUCCCUGCCGGUAACUGCCAGCUCGAUGAACUACGCCAGCGUCGUGUUCGCGGGGUUCGCGACAAUCAGCAUCAUUUGGUACAUUGUCUAUGCCCGCAAGCAUUUCACUGGACCACCUGCGUCGGCCGAAGAAGUAAGGGCGCGGCCUGUGAUGACAGGAAAAGCGGUUGUAGAUGCCGAGAAUGCAUAUUCGGAUGGAUCGAUGUCCUCCAAGAAGGUGGAGCAAUGA
Messenger RNA from Aspergillus fumigatus Af293, 1587 nucleotides. Its product is annotated as putative GABA permease. Gene Ontology annotation, molecular function: transmembrane transporter activity. Gene Ontology annotation, biological process: transmembrane transport. Lineage: Eukaryota; Fungi; Ascomycota; Eurotiomycetes; Eurotiales; Aspergillaceae. Gene Ontology annotation, cellular component: membrane. The record is from RefSeq and is a predicted model, not a curated record.